CAAAAAUCCCCUCCCAUUUGCUUUCGAAUUUCAGUCUUCUUCUUUGUCUUAUCCUUUCUCUCUCUCUCUCUCUUUAGAAUAAUUGGAAAGGUUUGAGCUUGAUCACCAUAAAAGGCUAGAUCUUGAUUUCUGAAAAAAAUCUUGAUUUAUCAGCUUGAACCGCUAAUCUGUUGAAUUGAAGUUUGACAAUGAAGCUCUUCGUGAGGGUUAUUGAAGCUAGGAACAUUCUGGCAAUGGAUACAAAUGGAUUCAGUGAUCCGUACGUGAAAUUACAGUUGGGAAAGCAAAGAAGCAAAAGUAGAGUGAUUAAGAAGACAUUAAACCCAACCUGGAACCAAGAGUUCUGUUUCAAGGUUGAAGACCUGAAUGAUGAACUCUUAAUCUCUGUACUCGACGAAGAUAAAUACUUCAAUGAUGAUUUCAUUGGACAGAUCAAAAUCCCUGUUUCUCAAGUUUUCGAUUCUAUUGACCAGUCUCUAGGCACUACUUGGCACUCAUUGCACCCCAAGAACAAGAAGUUGAAGAACAAGGAUUGCGGUGAAAUUCUUCUUACCAUUAACUUCGUUCAAAGUAAUUCUCUAGUCGAUUGUCAACUGCAUGAUGACCUGCUACAGAAUCUAACCGAUUCAGGAUCGUUUAGUUCUGUGAGAUCAUCCACCGAUUCCAUUAGGGUUACAUCUCCGGUCAGAUCAGAAGACUCGGUAUCUUCCAAAGAAAAGAAGCUUGCAGUUAGAUUAUCUCAAAAGUUUUUCUCGAGGGGAGAUAAGGACACGCCUUCUUCACCCGCCUCCAGUGGAAUUGACUCGCCAGACAUUCAACUGGCAGCCGCCGCCGCCACUGAUGAACAGUCUGCCCAAACUUUCGAACAACAACUGAAAACAUUGGAGUCCAAACACCAAGAAAUCGAAACACCAAACAGUUUACCAGGAGGAAUUGUUCUCGAUCAGUUAUACGCAAUUUCUCCAUCAGAACUGAAUUCUGUGGUCUUUUCGCAGGAUUCAACUAUUUUAAAUUCGUUAGCAGAGCUGCAGAAUAAUACGGAUCUGCAAGUAGGAGCAUGGAAAUUGGAAGCGGUUGGGGAUAAUUUGAAAAGGGUUGUUACCUAUACUAAAGCCGCGAGCAAACUAGUUAAGGCCACAAGAGCUACCGAAGAACACACAUACAUAAAAGCAGAUGGGAAAACUUUUGCAGUCUUGGCAAUUGUAAGUACUCCAGAUGUUCCGUAUGGAGGCACCUUUAAGGUAGAGGUGCUUUAUCUCAUUAAACCAGGACCCGAGCUCCCAUCUGAGAAACCCUCAUCCCAGAUGGUGAUUUCAUGGCGGGUUAAUUUUCUUCAGAGCACUAUGAUGAAGGGUAUGAUUGAGGGUGGAGCUAGGCAAGGUAUUAAGGAAAACUUUAUCAAUUUUGGGAACAUAUUGAUCCAGAGUGUUAAGCCGGUUGAUAUGAAGGACAUUGCUUCGAAUAAGGAACAGGUUUUGGCUUCAUUGCAGACAGAGCCGGAAUCAGACUUGAAAUUGGCGGCUAAAAUGUUCUCAAAUCUUACUGUUUUGUUUGCUAUUGUUCUUGGAGUGUAUGUGUUGGUGCACGUCUGGCUAGCUGCUCCAAAUCAGAUUCAAGGAUUUGAGUUUGUUGGGUUAGAUUUGCCGGAUUCAAUUGGGGAAAUUGUUGUUGGUGGGAUCUUGACACUUCUAGGUGCUAGAUUGCUGGAUUUGUUUUCGCGUUUCAUGCAAGCAAGAACACAAAAGGGUGGUGAUCAUGGGAUUAAAGCUAAAGGAGACGGUUGGUUGCUUACUGUUGCCUUGAUUGAAGGUUGCAAUUUGCCUGCUGUCGAUUCGAGUGGCUUCUCGGAUCCCUAUGUGGUUUUUACGUGCAAUGGAAAAACGAAAACUAGCUCCAUUAAAUUUCAUGGUGCUGAUCCUCAGUGGAAUGAAAUAUUUGAAUUCGACGCAAUGGAUGACUCUCCAUCUGUGCUAGACGUUGAGGUUUAUGAUUUCGACGGGCCUUUCAGCGAAGCUGCAUCUCUCGGGCAUUCUAAGAUAAAUUUUGUAACGAAUAAUAUAUCGGAUUUGGCUGAUGUGUGGCUACCCCUUCAAGGCAAGUUAGCUCAGACAUGUCAGUCAAAGAUUCAUUUGAGAAUCUUCCUAGACAAUACCAGAGGAAAUAAUGUCGUCGUCUCUGAAUAUUUAACAAAGAUGGAGAAGGAAGUUGGUACAAAGUUAAAACCGCGAUCGCCUCAAAAGAACUCCGCGUUUCAGAAACUGUUUGGGCUUACAGAUCAAGAGUUUCUCAUCAAUGAUUUUGCUUGUCACUUGAAACGCAAAAUGCCACUACAGGGUCGGCUGUUUCUAUCUGCGAGAAUAAUUGGGUUUCAUGGAGAUAUAUUUGGCCGCAAAACAAAUUUCUUUUUCCUUUGGGAGGACAUAGAAGAUAUUCAAGUCAUUCCUCCUACUUUGUCGUCAAUGGGAAGUCCUAUUGUCGUCAUAACGCUAAAACCUGGCAGGGGGGAGGAUGCAAGAGAGGGUGCGAAGAUGCAAGAUGCGCAAGGCAGGCUGAAAUUUCAUUUCCAGACUUUCGUUUCUUUCAACAUUGCUUACAGGACAGUUAUGGCACUUUGGAAAGCAAAAUCUUUGAGUCCGGAGCAGAAGGUGCAGAUUGUAGAGGAGGAAUCUGAAGCUAAGAUGCUCCAACCCGAAGAUAUUGGCUCGUUCUUGGGCGUUGAAGAUGUUGUUAACCAAUCGCUCGUUUAUUCUAAAGUCAUCGCUGUCCCUACAAGCUUCUUCAUGGAGUUAUUCAUUGGGAGUGCACUGGAAGUGAAAGUAAUGGAGAGUGCGGGUUGUGUGAAUUAUUGUCAUAGCACAUGGGAGUUCGACGAUUCUGAUAUUUGUCAAAGGAAUAUCAAUUACAAAUUCGAUAAGAGCAUAUCGCGUUUCAGAGGAGAAGUGACGAGCAUUCAGCAAAGAUCGCAUCUCCCUGAUCAGACCAAUGGUUGGCUCAUUGAAGAAGUCAUGACUCUGCAAGGGAUUCCUUUGGGCGACUACUUCAGUAUUCACCUGAAAUAUCAAAUUGAAGAUUUACUUCAAUCAAUACCAAGAUCUAAUGGAUGUAAUGUCCAAGUGUUCUUCGGAAUUGGAUGGCUGAAGAACACUAGACAUCAGAAGAGGAUCACAAAGAACAUUGUGUCGAGUAUGCAUAACAGACUAAAGAUCAUAUUUGAUACAGUUGAGAAGGAAUUUGCCUUAGAAAAUGGAGCUGCAUCAUCAUUGUAGAGAUAUAUUAUCAGAUGAAUCAAUAAUUAUGUGUAACACACUAUAGUCUAGAUAUAUGUAUAGUCCGAUACUCCGAUACGAUGUUUGUUCUUGUUUCAGCGAUCAUACAAAUUAUGGAUUGUUACGUGCUUAAUGUAGAUCUCUUGAAAGAAUCAAUUGUUGCACCAUUCUUCCUAUUCCAAUGUGGAGACUUGUAAUGUUAUCAAACUAAAAUGGUUUAA
Messenger RNA from Impatiens glandulifera, 3487 nucleotides. RefSeq names its product C2 and GRAM domain-containing protein At1g03370-like. The record is from RefSeq and is a predicted model, not a curated record. Bases 189 to 3266 code for a protein of 1025 amino acids. Lineage: Eukaryota; Viridiplantae; Streptophyta; Magnoliopsida; Ericales; Balsaminaceae. The transcript has 6 exons.